Messenger RNA from Capra hircus (goat), 1978 nucleotides. It is a transcript of the gene UTS2R, whose product is annotated as urotensin 2 receptor. Gene Ontology annotation, cellular component: membrane. Bases 336 to 1490 code for a protein of 384 amino acids. NCBI's taxonomy places the organism in Eukaryota, Metazoa, Chordata, Mammalia, Artiodactyla, Bovidae. Gene Ontology annotation, molecular function: urotensin II receptor activity. Gene Ontology annotation, biological process: neuropeptide signaling pathway; blood vessel diameter maintenance; regulation of blood pressure. The record is from RefSeq and is a predicted model, not a curated record. The transcript is spliced from 2 exons.
CCGGGCAGGUGGCGCCGGCGACAGGGGCCUGGGCGCGGAGCACGGCUCCGCGGGUGAGACCAGCGGGCGGGCUCCCGUCCACCACGCGCCCCUGGGAGCCCCCACGUCCUCUGCGCGCCCCUACCGGGUAGAGCCCUCGGAAAGGUUCCCCGUGCAGCGCCGAGUGUUUGGAGACGCUUAGCGACUAAGCGCCCGUCCAGAGCACGACCCCAGGGGGCUCGGCGCCCGCACCUGACGGCCCGGUGACGGAGGAAAAGCUUGUUGCCCACAGAUGCCCCCUCUCUACCUAAAGGAGCAGCAGGCCCCAGCCCGAAGCCCAGUGUGAAGUGGCAGAGAUGGCGCUGAGCCCAGAGCCAUCAAGCAGGUUCCCGGUGCCAGCUACAAUGGGCAGCGCCAUGCCCGAGCUGCCUGGUGCCCCCAAUGCGUCCCUCAACAGCUCAUUGGCUAGCCCGACGGAGCCCAACUCCCUGGAGGACCUGGUGGCCACAAGCACUAUCGGAGUGGUGCUCUCGGCCAUGGGUGUGGUGGGCAUGGCAGGCAACGUGUACACGCUGACGGUCAUGUGCCGCUUCCUGCACACCUCUGCCUCCAUGUACGUCUACGUCAUCAACUUGGCGCUGGCGGAUCUCCUCUACCUGCUCAGCAUCCCCUUCAUAGUAGCUACCUACAUCACCAAGAGGUGGCACUUCGGCGACGUGGGCUGCCGCGUCCUCUUCAGCCUGGACUUCCUAACCAUGCACGCCAGCAUCUUCACCCUGACCCUCAUGAGCAGGGAGCGCUACGCCGCCGUGGUGAGGCCCCUGGACACAGUGCAGCGUUCCAAGGGCUACCGCAAGGUCCUGGCACUGGGCACGUGGCUGCUGGCAUUGCUGCUGGCACUGCCCAUGAUGCUGGCCAUCCGGCUGGUCCGCAGGGGCCACAAGAGCCUCUGCCUGCCAGCCUGGGGCCAGCGCACCCACCGCGCCUACCUGACGCUGCUCUUCGGGACCAGCAUCGUGGGGCCCGGCAUGAUCAUCGGACUGCUCUACGUCCGCCUGGCCCGGGCCUACUGGUUGUCACAGCGGGCCUCCUUCACGCAGACGCGACGGCUGCCCAACCCCAGGGUGCUCUAUCUCAUCCUGGGGAUUGUGCUGCUCUUCUGGGCCUGCUUCCUACCCUUCUGGCUGUGGCAGCUCCUUGCCCAGUACCGCGGGGGCCCACCGCUCGCUCCCCGCUCCGCCCGCAUUGUCAACUACCUGACCACCUGCCUCACCUAUGGCAACAGCUGUGUGAAUCCCUUCCUCUACACGCUGCUCACCAAGAACUACCGUGACUACCGCCAACGCUCGCUCCACAGCAGGGGCACCGGCGGGCCUGUGGGUGUCCGCAGCUUCCCGCAGGGCCACACCCGCUGCCAGCGCGGCUCGGGUCGCUCCGUGUCCUCCAGCAGCCAGCAGGCCACUGAGACCAUCGCACUGUCCCAGGCGGUCCCCAGGAGUCUCUGCGUCUGAGAGUCCCCAGCCUCCCUGUGGGCCCUGGGGGUAGGCUGUGGGGACUGGCCCCUGGAGCCCAGGUCCCUCCUGGACCACCCUCCCCACUGUCUGCCGCCCUUCCCCAGUCCUCUUCCAGAAAGCUCCUGGCUAUCCCUCACCCCUCACUCACUUCAGCUCCAUCAGAGCAGCUACUUUCCUCAUAAUGCCCAGAAGUGCUCCCUACCCUGUCCAUCUGUGAGGGUCUGCAGGAGGCUCGGGCCCAGGGCCAGCUCCUAAAGACCGUGGUUGAGUGGAGUCUUCACAGGCCCCCUGCAGACAAGAGUGCAUACCUGACGCAUGACAGGGUACACUGUGGCAGGUGACACCGUGUCGCCACACAAGCUGCCUGCGUGGGACCCUCCUCCUGGCACAAGCGCGGCCCCGGUGGCACCCAUUUCUCCCAACUGCCAUGUGGUUCCAUCCCUCACAGCUUCAGAACCUGGAACAAUAAACGCUGAGCUCCCUGA